Molecule: messenger RNA, 1239 nt
Organism: Dracunculus medinensis (Guinea worm)
Lineage: Eukaryota; Metazoa; Nematoda; Chromadorea; Rhabditida; Dracunculidae
Source: the annotation of a GenBank genome assembly
AUGGCAGCGGAGGGAUUCUGGUUAUUUGAAGGCCUUGAUGAUGAACCUUAUGGCUUGCUACCUCUAAUAAAUCUCUCGGGCAAAGGUGGACCAACAUCUACCAAGCACGUUGAACGAAUCGGUUCUUAUCAAUGGUAUUUAAAUGAUGAAACGCCAACUAUUGUUGUACCAGGUAUGCCACCUGAGUCGCUUUAUUGGCCGGGAGGUAGGCUUCAACAGGAUCACGGCGUAGUUAUCUAUGAUGUUAAUCAUUUAAAGGUUCCAAAUGGACCAUUAGAUUGUGCAAUAUUAGCUGCUCGACAUUUAACUGCAAAAUCAAAAAAACCAAUCAACUUUAAUGAUUAUGACUUUAUUACGGAUGCAGUAAAUCUGCAGAAAUUAUUUGCUUUUGCUCAAGAGGCUGGCGACGGAUUGUUUCGAAUUGAUGUCGAAAGAAUAGGAAAAACCGUGCUUCUCACUAGAAUGGAAGCAUCAGAUUUAAUGGAAAUCGGUCAUGUGACAUUUGAUCAAGCACUGAAAAGAAAAAUGACCAAAAGUCGUUCAAAAUAUACAACGGGGCCAUUUUAUCAACUGGUAUCAUAUCAGUUUGGAGAUUUCAAGAUUCUUGCACGAUAUGAAGUUGACUGUGGGGAUUUUGCCUCUAUUCAUUCCCAAAAGAUUAGAAUAAAUGAAAAGUCGGAAAAUGAAAGGUUUUGUUGGGAUGAGUUCAAUUUAACAGAAUUUAGUAUGGACGAAACGAAUGUUGAAAUGGAGAAGGAACCCGAGAAGCGAAAGUUUCCAGAAAACGAAUCAAUCGCUUAUAUUGAACACGGAGGAGUGCCUAAUAAUCUGCCUAAUCAAUUGCUGACAACAUAUCCACAAGGCGCUGGAUUUCCUUUUUUUACCUGGGCACAGCUAUUCUUUACAGUUGCUGAUCAGGUUGUAGUGGGAUGGUUCAAGGGCAAUGGAGAUUUUGGAAAACCAGCAAUGAAUACUUUAUCGGAUAUAUCAAAGUUGAUUAAACCACUACCUUACGUUGUUUUAUCAAAAAUUCACGACUGUCUCGGAAAAAUUGCAAAAUUCAUGAUCAAGAAUGAUCCGCAAUUUAAAUGUGGUCUUAUCUGGAAAGGCAAAAACCAUCUAGAAAUUUUUGCAAAAGAUUCGAGUUGUAACGGUGCUGUUUCACCAGGUGUCAAAGCUUUUCUUAAGACACAGUGCAUCGAACCAGAAUCAGAAAAUCAAGAUGGAGAAUUCCAGUAG